AUGCAAGUUUGGAACCUCUCUAGGCUAUUCAAUAACAUUUCGUACUUCAACAAGCAAUCAUCGGAACAACGAAAUGACGGCUUCCACGACUACUCCAUCAUCAGUGAUAGAAUUAACACGGACGGCUACGUGGAAAUCCAACUAGCCACCACCACAGACCUGCACCCCACAAAUGCCGAUUCAACUAGAUCCCACUUCACUGCAACCCUCCCAUACACUGAAAACUCUGACGAAGUCGAUGUCCCGAUCUCCGACUUCAUACGCUUCAGAAACAAGUUGCAAGCCUCAUCCAACAAAUCCCCUUCUAGCCUGAAAACAACAAAUAUGCCCCCCUCAUCCAAACUGGGCAAAAUUUGCGCUCGCAAGUCUGCCAGAGAUCAGCUGAUCGCACGCAAGUUGGUCUUCCUCAGUGCUGCUCCUUACCCAAACUCAAACCUGUGCAAGCUACACACCCAGGAUUAUUCUCAUUUAGACCGUAUGUUAGAAUCUACUGACGAUAUCCAGUUCAACGAUAAGAAUAACCGCAGGUCUAAAUUCAUAGUCAGAAGAGGCUGGAACAAAAAAAAUCAAUGA
Molecule: messenger RNA, 573 nt
Organism: Eremothecium cymbalariae DBVPG#7215
Lineage: Eukaryota; Fungi; Ascomycota; Saccharomycetes; Saccharomycetales; Saccharomycetaceae
Exons: 1
Coding region: 1-573 (190 amino acids)
Source: RefSeq, a predicted model, not a curated record